Molecule: messenger RNA, 2148 nt
Organism: Bathycoccus prasinos
Lineage: Eukaryota; Viridiplantae; Chlorophyta; Mamiellophyceae; Mamiellales; Bathycoccaceae
Product: threonyl-tRNA synthetase
Exons: 1
Coding region: 1-2148 (715 amino acids)
Biological process (GO): threonyl-tRNA aminoacylation
Cellular component (GO): mitochondrion; chloroplast; cytoplasm
Molecular function (GO): ATP binding; threonine-tRNA ligase activity
Source: RefSeq, a predicted model, not a curated record
AUGGUGGCAGCAGGAGCAGCCAGCGCCGAAACGAUUGAGAACAACAACACGAAUAACGAUUCGUUGUAUUCGGAAAAGCAACCCUAUUACCAAUCGCGCAUCCAAUUGUUCGAGAAGUACUUCACUCGCGAGCAAGAAAAGAUCGCGCAGGCGAAAACGGACGACCGAGAAAUCUCGGUCGCACUUCCGGAUGGGAAAGAAAUUAAAGCGGUGGCAAACGCGACGACACCGUGGGAUAUAGCCAUGGGGAUUUCGAAAAAGUUAGCGCAAGCGUCGUUGGUAGCGCACGUGGAUGGGAACGAUUGGGACAUGAAGAGGCCACUGGAAUCGAAUUGUAAACUGCGGUUGUUUUCGUUCGACGAUAAGGAAGGGAAGGAGUUGUAUUGGCACUCGAGCGCGCACGUGUUGGGAGAAGCGUUGGAGUUGGAAUACGGCGCGGAUUUAACGAUUGGCCCCGCCAUCGAGGAAGGGUUCUAUUACGAUUGUUACUUAGGCGAGAAGACGUUGACGCCGGACAACGUGGAGGAAAUCGAAAAGCGAAUGAAGGCGAUCAUCGGAGAGAAACAGCCGUUUCAGAGAAUCGUGGUCAGCCGAGACGAGGCGUUGGAAAUGUUCGCGGAGAAUAAAUUUAAAGUGGAGUUGAUUUCGAAUUUACCGGAAGAUGCGACGAUUUCGUGUUAUCGAUGCGGACCCAUGGUCGAUUUGUGUCGAGGGCCUCACUUGCCGGAUACCGCGUGGAUCAAGAGUUUAAAAGUGACGCAGUGUUCUCGGGCGCAUUGGAGAGCGGACGUGACGAAAGAUCCACUGGUGAGAGUGUACGCGGUGACGUUUCCGAACGAUAAGUUGAUGAAAGAAUACACGAGACGGAUUGAAGAGGCGAAGCAAAGAGACCACAGAUUGAUCGGGAUGAACCAAGAGUUGUUUUUUUUCAACGCUCUCAGUCCGGGGUCCUGCUUUUUCCAAAAAGACGGCGCGAAGAUUUACAACACUCUGAUUGAGUUUAUUCGAGAGAAAUAUUGGGAAUACGAGUACGACGAAGUCGUGACGCCGAACAUUUAUAACUUUGAUUUGUGGAAAACCAGUGGCCACGCCGCGCACUAUAAAGAAAACAUGUUUGGUUUCGACGUCGAGAAGCAGGAAUUCGGAAUGAAACCGAUGAAUUGCCCGGGGCAUUGCGUGAUGUUUAGCCACCGUAAACGAUCGUUUCGAGAGCUUCCGAUGCGAGUCGCCGACUUUGGCGUGUUGCAUCGAAACGAAUUUAGCGGCGCUUUGCACGGUUUGACUCGCGUUCGUAGAUUUCAGCAAGACGACGCGCACAUCUUUUGUCGCCAAGACCAAAUGGAGGAAGAGUUGACAGGUUUCUUGAAGUUUUUGGACGAGUGUUACGAGGUGUUUGGUCUGGAUUACGAGAUGAAAUUAUCCACGCGACCGGAAGGAUACUUAGGCGAACUUGAAACGUGGAAUAAAGCGGAAAUGGCGUUAGAAGGCGCGUUAAAAGCGAGCGGGAAAGAGUGGGAACUCAACCCGGGAGACGGCGCGUUUUACGGUCCGAAAAUUGACAUCGCCGUCUUUGACGCCUUGCGAAGACGUUUCCAAUGUGCCACGGUUCAACUCGAUUUCCAACUCCCAAUCCGAUUUGACCUCGCGUAUCAAAACGAACACAACGAAGACGAACGACCGAUUAUUAUCCACAGAGCUGUGUUAGGUUCCGUCGAAAGAAUGUUUGCCAUCCUCACCGAACACUACGCCGGCAAGUGGCCGUAUUGGCUUUCGCCGAGACAAGUGAUGAUUGUCCCAAUCUCCGAACUUUCGUUAGAAUACGCCAAAGACGUCCGCAGACGCAUUCGCAAAGCCGGUCACCACGUAGAAGUGGACGCCUCGGACCGUAAAAUGCAAAAGAAAGUUCGAGAGGCGCAGUUGGAGCAAUUCAACUACAUCUUAGUCGUCGGCGAACAAGAGAAAACGAACGACACCGUCAACGUGAGAACGAGAGAUAAUCAAGUUCACGGCGAGCGCAAGUUGGAAGAUUUAAUCCUCGUUUUGAACGAAGAGAAAAAAACACGAAGUUUAGAGUGCAUGUUUGAAAAGGAGAAGAGAGAGAAAGCCGCCGCUGCCGAGGCCGAAAAGGUGGCGGCUCCCGAAGCGUAA